This is a messenger RNA of Physella acuta, 2460 nucleotides long. RefSeq lists its product as uncharacterized. Gene Ontology annotation, cellular component: plasma membrane. Gene Ontology annotation, molecular function: sialic acid binding. Gene Ontology annotation, biological process: cell adhesion. Lineage: Eukaryota; Metazoa; Mollusca; Gastropoda; Physidae. The record is from RefSeq and is a predicted model, not a curated record.
AUGGCGAGAACUGACAAAGACCUUUAUAGUGAAGUUUGGUGUGAGAUUGUGAUGCAUGCUCUCGUCAAUCAAAUUCCUGUUGAAUAUCAUGCAUUAUAUCGUCUGCAUCUUAUAGGUGUGUCCGAUCUGAUCGUGUCUUCACCGUAUGAACUGCUUGAGGAAGGAAAGAAUGCCACCAUUACAUGUACAUUAUGGUCUGCUCAGCUUUCGGCACCAAAUUACCCUCUAGCCUGGAGCAGAGUUAACGGACUUCCCAACGGUUCAAUUAUCCACAACUACCCAUUUUACAGUGCAACGAAGACAUAUCGGACUGAGUUAACCUUUGUUCCUGUAGGAUCUGACAAUGAUGUUCCUAUUUCUUGUACAGCAAGUGACGGCUUUAGUACAAAUACAGAAUUCUUCACUGUUAGUGUCAUUUUGGCGCCGUAUACUCCAAACAUCACCGGAAACCUUACGGUCAGAGCUGGAGUUACGGACAGCUGGACGUGUGUUGUAGACGGUGCCAGCCAUUUCCCACCCGGUGUCUACUGGAGAAAUGCUGAUGGACUCAGCCUGACCCAGGGAGUGAGUAAAAAUACAAAAAUCUACCUUAAGAACAACAACAACUACGUAUACAAAGUCACGAGCGUCUACACUGCAGCGCUGCCAGCCCAGGACCCCUACGUACUUACGUGCUACGUCGUCCAUCAGAUGGACAGCUACUACAACAUCAUGAAACAAACGUCAAUAACAAUACAUGUCAUUAGUGUGUCCGAUCCGAUAGUGUCUUCACCGUAUGCACUGCUUGAGGAAGGAAAGAAUGCCACCAUUACAUGUACAUUAUCGUCUGCUCAGCUUUCGGCACCAAAUUACCCUCUAGUCUGGAGCAGAGUUAACGGUCUUCCCAACGGUUCAGCUAUCCAAAACUACCCAUUUGACAGUGCAACGAAGACAUAUCGGAGUGAGUUAACCUUUGUUCCUGGAGGAUCUGACAAUGAUGUUCCUAUUUCUUGUACGGCAAGUGACGGCUUUAGUACAAAGACACGCUCGACCACAGUUAGCGUCAUUUUGGCGCCGUAUACUCCAAACAUCACCGGUAACCUUACGGUCAGAGCUGGAGUUACGGACAGCUGGACGUGUGUUGUAGAUGGUGGCAGUUACAUCCCACCGACUGUUUAUUGGAGUAAUGGUGAUGGACUCAGCCUGACCCAGGGAGUGAGUAAAAUUACGAAUAUCAUCGUUAAAAACAACAACAACUACGUUUACAAAGUCACGAGCGUCUACACGGCUGCGCUGCCAGCCCAGGACCCCUACGUACUUACGUGCUACGUCGUCCAUCAGAUGGACAGCUACUACAACAUCAUGAAACAAUCGUCAAUAACAAUACAUGUCAUUAGUAACAAAUCAACAUCAAAUGUGGUACCAGAUAAAAAGGAAGUGAAUAGUCAGAAUGAUUACAGCUUUUUGUAUUAUGUGCUUCCUAUAGUUGCAGUUGUUAUUGUAUGUGCUGUUGCACUAGGUGUUUGCUUUAGAAAAGCGUAUCUAAAACAAGAACUAAUAAAAAGAAGUGAAAAAAUAUCUACUACACCAAACAAUGAAAGGAUAACCUCUCAACCAAUGGACAGUGAUGGAUAUCUUGCCCCUAACAAUGAAGAUGUCGGCUAUACAGUAGUUAGACAUCAUUCAGGAGAUUGCAUUCAGACUGGUGCUUCGAAUCAGACAUCUGUGUAUGAUUUAUACAAUAUGGAAGAAGAAAACUACUACUGUACAAUUAAGGACCUUGAUGAGAUUAAAAAAAAUGCUUUUAGUGAAAGGAAACACCACAACACAAACGAACAUGAAGAGAAUCCAACGACUGCUGUCAACGUGUCCGAAUAUUCGGAAUGUGAGAGUAACACAAAUAUUCAACUUAAUAUUGAGAGGCAACGUAACAUGAACAGGGUUGGACAACAAGAGACUACCUUGGAUGGGAAUAUUGAUACAAAUUCAAAUAGAAAACUUGACACCAACAUAGAUGGUGGAAAUCUUGACAUUAUCUCGGAUGUACAACUAGGAAUUGCCUCCACUGAAAAUCUUGAAAUUAUGUUUGAUGAAAAACCACAAAAUGCACCGAAAAUACAGCUUGAUACUUCUAAUUUAACAGAAUACUUAGAACCAGCUUCUUCUUCGGAGAGAAAACUUGCCAAUAACUUUCAUGACAAAAGCUCUAAAUUCAAUUGUGUCCAGCAUUAUGAAACUGAAUCACUACAAAAUGAACCUGGAACUAUUGCUAAUUUGACAGAAUACUUAGUACCAGUCAUCUUGGAGACAACUCUUGGCUAUAACUUAGAUAAAACACUUGACAAAAAAACAAACACCGAUAACGAUUCUGUCCAACCUCAUGAAAUUAACGAUUAUCUCAAUUUAUAUGACACAACUGAAGAUACUAGUAACUUGACAGAAUAUUUAUCACCAGCCAUUUUUUCGGAGAAAAAAAACUGA